Galeopterus variegatus (Sunda flying lemur) is the source of this 2763-nucleotide messenger RNA. It is a transcript of the gene CDIN1, whose product is annotated as chromosome unknown open reading frame, human C15orf41. The record is from RefSeq and is a predicted model, not a curated record. Gene Ontology annotation, cellular component: cytoplasm; nucleus. The coding region runs from base 1 to 882 and encodes 293 amino acids. Gene Ontology annotation, biological process: erythrocyte differentiation. The transcript is spliced from 11 exons. Lineage: Eukaryota; Metazoa; Chordata; Mammalia; Dermoptera; Cynocephalidae.
AUGGACCUGCCUGCAGACCUCCCUCUCUAUUCUUUAACUGGCAUGGGAAAGGUUGGAAGGAGACCAAAGCAGGUGUCUUGUAGUCAAUCGCAGGCCACUCUGCUGAGCAUCUUCUCCCAGGAGUACCAGAAACAUAUUAAAAGAACACAUGCCAAACAUCAUACUUUGGAAGCAAUUGAAAGUUAUUACCAGAGGUACCUGAAUGGAGUGGUGAAAAAUGGAGCUGCCCCAGUGCUGCUGGAGCUGGCCAAUGAGGUGCAUAUGGAGAAGGUGCUGCCGUUUCCUCUGCUGGCAUUUAUGGAUAACAUAAAAGAAUGUGUCUGCUAUUACGAUCUGGUGACUGAGUGGCAGAUCAGAGUACAACCAGAGAAGGUGACCAAAUCCUCCAAGUCUGUUAUAAACAGUAUGCUACGGGACCCUUCUCAGAUUCCAGAUGGAGUUCUAGCAAAUCAGGUCUAUCAGUGCAUUGUGAAUGACUGUUGUUAUGGACCACUGGUGGACUGCAUCAAACAUGCCAUUGGUCAUGAGCAUGAAGUCCUGCUGAGAGACUUGCUUCUAGAGAAAAACCUGUCCUUCUUAGAUGAAGAUCAGCUCCGUGCAAAGGGUUAUGACAAAACACCAGACUUCAUUUUACAAGUACCAGUUGCUGUAGAAGGGCACAUAAUUCACUGGAUUGAAAGCAAAGCCUCAUUUGGUGAUGAAUGUAGCCACCACGCCUACCUGCAUGACCAGUUCUGGAGCUACUGGAAUAGAUUUGGGCCGGGCUUAGUCAUCUAUUGGUACGGAUUUAUCCAGGAGCUGGACUGCAACCGGGAGAGGGGCAUCCUGCUCAAAGCCUGUUUCCCCACGGACAUUGUCACCUUAUGCCAUAGCGUAGCUUGACCCUGAAGAUCCUGGAAGAGAAGCUGGGAGGAAAAGGUGAAUCCGGAAGCAAUUUUACUUUCCUGCAGUGUAAACUCCUGGCAGCAUCUGCCCUGAACUUCAGCUGAACUCUUGUUGCCCGUGGUCACACCACUGCCUCUUUAGACAAACAUAUCAAGAGUUUCUGUUUUCCUUCAUCCCUUGCUGAUGUGAACAGCCAAGAACUACAGACACAACCCACUCAUUAUCAGCAUUUCUGUCUCUGUCAAACAGUUAGUUUAUAGAUAGUCAUAAUCUUUCUUCCUUCCGGAUGGUUUCUCCUUGUAUACUGAACAAAAGAAAAAAUGUGGAGACUGAAAGGUGUGAUUUUUCAAUUCUCCUCCCAGUUACCGAAUCGCCCUUUUUAUUUUUUUUCUGAGCCUCCAUUCAUUCUCUCUCCCUCCCCUUUUCUCCUCACAUGUACUCACAGAUACCCAGUGUUACAUUCUCAUCGUGGAACAAUCUAGCACAAACCUAGAAAAGCUGAAGACACAAAGUCUGAAGCUAAAUUGUUGCUCUCACCUGCAGGGCUCCAGUGGACCUGGAUGGCAGCCUGUGCUUAGUGCCUGUUUUGUCUGGUCUUUAUGAUUUCCUGACUUCUGUGGCAUUAAGCCAAGCUGCAAAAGUACACUUGAUGAGAAUUUCCUCUUUUUCUAAUGCUUAUUUGAACACCAAACAUUUUACAUUUAUCUCAUUUAAAAGAAUUAGUUACAAUGUGUCUGUAAACCACACUCCUUCUUUGCAUUGGGGGCAGAGGAGAGAGGAUUGAAGCUAAGUGCCAGCGCUGAUGAGAGUUUAUUUUUAAACCAGGCUAGUUGUCAUUAUGAGGGUACUUUGAAAAGUUCAUAGAAAAAUAGAACUGAAAGAUAAUAUGAACCUUUCCACUGACUUUUUGAAGUACCCUUGUAUAUACGUUAGCCAGUAUUUUUAUGAGUAAAAAUUUUUUACAUUCUCAUUCUAUACACUGCUUUGUAUCCGUAUUUUAUACCACAUAAUUAUAUAACACUCACAUAAUUUAGGCAUUAGCAGUGUUCAGCUUUGAAUGAAUUAAGUGUACCAGAAAUAAACCUAAAGCAAUUUUUAAAUAAGCAAAAUAAAAGAGAUUUCAUAUUUGUUCACUUUAAUUUAUUCACUUUUAUAUACUGCAGACGAGAUUUCAGUCUGAAGCGAAAACAUCAAUAAAUUAAUUAUAAGCCUGUCUUUUGGGAAAUUAAAAAUUAAUCUGUACCCAAAAAUGUAUUUAGUAAAAUCUUUGCUCCCCAUACUGACAAAACAUAAUAACUUUUAUAAUGUUGAAUAAGUGAUUUUGGAUAUAUUAAUGAAAAUGUUACUUUUGCAAAACACCUUGAAGUUAUAUACUUACUUCGCUUGGUUCUUUCAAAAGACUAAAUAUGUCAUUUGUAUUUUGUUCAUUUUAUACGUAAGAAGAUUUGCAAAAAUCUGCCUGCUGCUUUUCCUUUCAAAGGACACAAACAUGUUGGGUCUGUGAUGGAUUUUAACUCUGUAGUGGGCUGCAUUAAAUCAAAAGAAAGAGGAAGAAGCUGAAAUGGUAAAUAAAUGUCAGGAAAACUUCUGUUUCAACAUAAAAUUCAUCACGCAGGUUUUGUGAGUAAAAUAGAAUGGUUUGAAAUACUACUGUGUUGCCCAAUACACACACACAUGUACACAUACACACUUUAAACAGAAACGUUGUUAGAAGCAGGUUUUAUGGCAUGCUCUAAACUGCUUUUUUUCUUUAGGAAUAAAUUACAUUUAUCUGCACAGAUGUUAAAAAUCCUGUUAAACCCUUGUCAAGAAUUUGUUAGUUUUACAUUAAACAAAUUUAUGAUGAGCGUGCACAAAUAAAUUAAAAAAUAAAAAAGG